UCAAUAUACACAUUUCUCUCCCUAGUUAGCUCAACUGACGCUACAUGUACACGGCGCCGGCCGGUACGCCUCCAUGACCGCCAUGCGCCGGCGAUCCCCGCCGGCGUGGUCGUAUCGGCGCAUACACAUCCUGUUCCUCCUGCUACUGGCCACUUCGUCAUCCUCCGCCUCGGCCGCUAACUUCACCUGCACCACCGUGCAGGCGGCGUGCCAGUCCGCCAUCGGGUACACGACCCGCAACGCCACCACCUACGCCGAGCUCCUCUCCCUCUUCAACACCUCCACCCUCGCCGAGCUCCUCCGCGCCAACGGCCUCCCUCCCACCGCUAUGCCGCCUGACACGGCCAUCCCCGCCGCGGCCACCGUCACCGUCCCCUUCCGCUGCCUCUGUAAUGUUGCCACCAGAGUCGGCCGGUCAGACUACCGGCCCAUCUACCUUGUUGGGUCGCAGGACGGGCUCGACGCGAUCGCGCGCAAGGUGUUCGACGGCUUCGUGACGUACCAGGAGAUCGCGGACGCGAGCAACAUCCCCGAUCCCAAUAAGAUAUUCGUCGGGCAGGAGCUGUGGAUUCCGCUGCCCUGCAGCUGCGACCAGGUGGAUGGCCACAACGUCACGCACUUCGCUUACAAAGUCCGCGCCGUGGACACCACGUCGGCGAUCGCCGCCAAGUUUGGGGUCCUCGAGUCCACGCUAAUGAGGAUCAAUGGGAUAACCGAUCCCAAAAACCUAGUCCAGGGGCAGAUUCUUGAUGUCCCAAUACCUGGUAAUGAUACAAUGGCACGAAUGGCUCGGAAGCAUGAAGGAAAGUCGAGAACAAUUGGCACUAUUCUUGGGAUUACACUGCCAGGAACUGUUGCUAUUUUAGCAGUUUUAUUUUUCUUCCUUCACAUCUGGAGGAGGAGACGAGCAAAAGAGCCACUAUCAUGGUUGAUUAAUCAGGAGGACAUUAAUAUUGAUCUCUCGACUUUGCGAACAGCAACAAAUAACUUUGAUGAACGAAAUAAGCUCGGAGAAGGUGGUUUUGGUGUGGUCUACAAGGGAGCUCUUCCAGAUGGACAACAGAUAGCAGUGAAGAGGCUCUCAAAUUGUUCAAGGCAAGGAAUAAAUGAACUGAAAAAUGAGCUAGUUUUGGUUAGCAAGCUUCAACACAAAAAUCUUGUGAGACUUGUUGGUGUUUGUGUGGAAAACCAAGAAAAGUUGCUCGUGUAUGAGUACAUGCCCAAAAGAAGCUUGGAUACCAUCCUUUUCGAUCCGGAUAAAAGCAGGGAAUUAAGUUGGGAGAAGAGAUUGAAAAUCAUAAUUGAAAUUGCUCGAGGUUUAGAGUACCUGCAUGAAGAGUCUAGAUUGAAGAUCAUCCACCGCGAUCUCAAGGCAAAUAACAUUCUAUUAGACUCCGAUUUGACUCCAAAGAUUUCAGACUUUGGAUUGGCAAAGUUAUUUGGAGCAGAUCAAUCUCAUGUUAUCACAAAUCGAGUAGCUGGGACAUAUGGAUAUAUGGCACCUGAAUACGCAAUGUUUGGACAAUAUUCCGUCAAGUCUGAUGUAUUCAGCUUUGGUGUUCUUAUUCUAGAGAUUGUCACAGGAAGAAGAAGCAUGGGCUCAUACAGUGAUCAUGAGCAAUCUUUCAACCUCUUAGACCUUAUUUGGCAGCACUGGAACAGGGGAACACUUCUAGAGCUGGUGGAUCCGUCGACACUGACCAGAGCUGGCCAUGGCACCACCAACCAGUGCUCUCUCCAGGCUGACCAGAUGCUGGGGUGCAUCCAUGUCGGCCUACUCUGCGUGCAGGCGAACCCCGCCGACCGCCCGAAGCUGUCGGCGGUGACCACGAUGAUCGGCGGCACGGCGUCGCUCAACCCUCCGUCGAGGCCGGCGUUCUGGGUACUCCCGGAGGAGGAUGCGACGCGGGCAGCCGGCACCAAUUCUUCGCCAGGCGGCAGGGUGAUGGCCGCGUCGGCCAACCGUGUCUCCAUCACCGAAAUCGAGCCAAGAUAGGUUACUUGAUAAUAUAACAGAACGAAUUACUAUAUAUUCGUCGAUAAAUUGUUCUAAAAAGUUAUGAAAUAUAAAUACAAUAUAAAAAUGUAUUAUUAUGCUAUAAUUUUAUGUAAUUAUCUUUCAAAAAA
Messenger RNA from Oryza sativa Japonica Group (Japanese rice), 2127 nucleotides. Its product is annotated as cysteine-rich receptor-like protein kinase 44. NCBI's taxonomy places the organism in Eukaryota, Viridiplantae, Streptophyta, Magnoliopsida, Poales, Poaceae. Gene Ontology annotation, cellular component: plasma membrane. Gene Ontology annotation, molecular function: protein serine/threonine kinase activity; ATP binding. Gene Ontology annotation, biological process: protein phosphorylation. The record is from RefSeq and is a predicted model, not a curated record.